This is a messenger RNA of Rhipicephalus sanguineus (brown dog tick), 510 nucleotides long. RefSeq names its product monocarboxylate transporter 9-like. The record is from RefSeq and is a predicted model, not a curated record. NCBI's taxonomy places the organism in Eukaryota, Metazoa, Arthropoda, Arachnida, Ixodida, Ixodidae. Gene Ontology annotation, biological process: transmembrane transport. Bases 1 to 510 code for a protein of 169 amino acids. The transcript is spliced from 3 exons. Gene Ontology annotation, molecular function: monocarboxylic acid transmembrane transporter activity.
AUGGCCCGCCAGCACUUUGCCAAAUGCAUCGGAAAUUGGGCCCGAUGGUUGCCGCAGCUGGUCAUCGCCACGCUUUGCUUCCUGGUGAACCUGCUGUUUUCGUCAUUUUUCCGCUGCGGUGGACUUUUCUUCACUUCAAUGAGCACGUACCAAGCUACAAGGGCGCAGGCCGCAAUGCCAUUGGGUGCCUACUGCGGCUUCGUCAAUCUUUCGGGUCUCGCGGCCGGAGCCCUGAUACAUUCAUUCGGUAUGAGGAUCAGCGUCGGGCUCGGCAGCCUUCUCAUGUCAGCAGGCUGUCUUGCGUCAGCGUUUGCUACUGGAAUACCAUUCCUCGUUGUAUCCGUGGGCGUGGUCACAGGCUCCGGACAUGGAAUCCUGCUGUCUUGCGUUAUUGUCGCUGUGAACGAGUACUUCGAGAGGAGACGCGGCACGGCCCUCGGUAUCAACAUGGCUGGUGCACCUGCAGCUUCCUUCAUAUUCCCGAAAAAUUUUCGAUUACUGUCUCGCUGA